CUCACAAAUAAUUUUACUACAAAACUUAUUUUCUCUUUCAUUCAUUGAACACAAAUUUUUGCAAUGGGAAACUGCAAUUGUUCAAUGAAAGGAGUAACAAAAGAUACAAGAAAAUCAUCAAGUGACUUAAAUUAUGCUUGUGUUAUGACAAAUUCAGGUGAAAUAUUAAACCUUAAAGGUCCCAAAUUAGUUAGACAAGUGUUGAAUGAAUUCCCAGGUUACAAUAUUUUCAGUUCAAAUUGUUUGUCUUCACCAUUACAUGAUCAAGAAGUGUUAGUUGAUGGACAAUUUUACUAUCUUCAACCUGUAAUUGAAAAAGAAAACAAAGAGGAAAUUGGAGUAUCAUCUAUGGAAGUUUUGCCUGCUCAACAACAAGGUGUUUGGAGAGUGAAGCUAAUUAUAAAUCCACAACAACUAGAAGAAAUAUUUUCAGAAGAAGGAAAUACAGAAGCAUUAAUUGAACAAAUGAGAAUUGCUGCAAAUAUAAGUUCAAUUGGAAAGCAUACAAGAAGUACUUCUUGUGGAGUUAAUUGGAAAUCAACUCUUCCAAGUGUAUUUAAGUUACCUAAUGAAAAGCAAAAUAAAAUACUUGCAUUGGAUCAAUCCUCCACUACUAGUCCUAGGUGAUGGUGUGGACCCCACGCGGCUCGAAUUCGAAUUAAUCAGAAGAUGAAUUUAAUUGGGUUCGUCCUUGUAGAAGGCAGAUUAGAUUCAACUAUAUGUACCAAGAGCGUAACCAGGAUCUUUCAUUAUGGCAUGGACCCCAUAGGUCUCGAAUUCGAAUUAGUCAGACAGAUGAAUUUCGAGUAUAUCGUGAUUUGAUUACAUGUACAAGAAUAUAACAAAGAUCUUUCACUAUAUUUUGAGUAUAUCGAGAUAGAAAGUAAUUGAGUAGCGAAAAUGGACCAUCGUCGUACAAGGUAUAUUAGAUCCGACUAUAUGUAUUAUGACAUAUUUAAGACGACAAGUAAGAUAUACAGAUAUUAUGACAUAUUUGAGACGGCAAGUUUUAAAUAAUUAUGAUCAUGAUUUGAAGUUUUAUGCAAAGUUGAUAUGACUUUAUUGAGAUAUGUAUGAUAAAAGUAUAGUAAAUGGACGAUGUAUAAAUUUAUUCCUA
Messenger RNA from Capsicum annuum, 1117 nucleotides. RefSeq lists its product as uncharacterized. The coding region runs from base 64 to 627 and encodes 187 amino acids. The record is from RefSeq and is a predicted model, not a curated record. The transcript is spliced from 2 exons. NCBI's taxonomy places the organism in Eukaryota, Viridiplantae, Streptophyta, Magnoliopsida, Solanales, Solanaceae.